Messenger RNA from Trematomus bernacchii (emerald rockcod), 4212 nucleotides. RefSeq names its product ankyrin repeat domain 13B (gene ankrd13b). Gene Ontology annotation, cellular component: cytoplasm. Lineage: Eukaryota; Metazoa; Chordata; Actinopteri; Perciformes; Nototheniidae. Gene Ontology annotation, molecular function: protein binding. The record is from RefSeq and is a predicted model, not a curated record.
GUAGGCAGGGGAGAAAGAGAGAGGGAGGCAAGAGGUGGAUGAACGGGUGGUUAAGACAUGAAGGUGUAGCCUAAUCUACAGAGACAGCUAAACGACGGGGUUAUUUCCAUAAAUGCUUUUCACGGGGCUUUGCUGUUUAUUCUUAGCAGAGCAAGCCGGGAGUCAUUCACUGUUUCUGACGCGUAAGGCUGCCGUUGGGCACCAGCGCCGAUAAAGGAUGAUAUGUUUGAUUAAAUAGCAUAAAUAUUAACAAAGUAUAGCUCAAAUCUAGAAGAAACAGAAGGAGGCAAACUAUGAUCAGAGGAUGAUUUCUUCAAAGAAAACUCCGGAGAAGAGUCGUUUUCCUAUCCACUAUUUGGUGUGGCACAACAAACACCGACAGCUGGAGAAAGAGCUGGCAGCGAACGAGCAGACAGAUUUAGAGCUUCUGGACCCUCGGGGCCGGACCCCUCUCCACCUGGCGGUCACACUGGGCCACCUGGACUGUGCCAGGAUCCUGCUGCAGCACGGAGCUGACGUCAGCAAGGAGAACCGCAACGGAUGGACCGUUCUUCAGGAGGCGGUGAGCACAAAAGAUCCGGAGUUGGUGCGUCUCGUGCUUCGUUACCGUGACUACCAGAGGACUGCCAAGAGACUGGCAGGCAUCCCCGUCCUGCUGGAGCGUCUGCGCCAAGCCCAGGAUUUCUACGUGGAGAUGAAAUGGGAGUUUACCAGCUGGGUGCCCCUGGUGUCUCGUAUCUGCCCCAGCGACACCUACAGAGUUUGGAAGAGCGGUCAGUGUCUCCGCGUCGACACCACGCUGAUGGGCUUUGAACAGAUGACCUGGCAGAGAGGAAACCGGAGCUUCAUCUUCAAGGGACUAGACUCCAGCGCAGAGGUGAUGGAGGUCGACCAUGACAGGCAGCUUGUCUUCUGCGAGACCUUGUGCGUCUCGUCUCUGGCGGCGCUCUCACCCGGCCGGGGGAACGGCGGCGCUUGCAGCAGCAACGACGCAGGUUUGGGCCUUCUGGGGGCGAUGCAGCCCAGCGACGAGCAGGUCGCAGCCAGGCUGUCGGCCCCCGUGGUCACCACCCAGCUGGACACCCGCAACAUCGCCUUCGAGAGGAACAAGACGGGAAUAUUAGGCUGGAGGAGCGAGAAGACUGAGACGGUGAAUGGAUAUGAAGCCAAGGUGUACGCAGCAUCCAACGUGGAGCUUAUCACCAGGACCAGAACUGACCAUCUGUCAGACCAGAACAAGAACAAAACAAAAGGUGGGAAGACUCCUCUGCAGAACUUCCUGGGGAUAGCUGAGCAACACAUGGGGCCCAACAACGGGGCUCUUGUGACACAGAUGUCGAGUCCCGCUAAGACCAACCCUGAAGCGCUGACGGCUGAGGAAUACUUCAACCCCAACUCGUCUCUGAGUCAGAGGGACAUCGGCCACCAGUGCCAGCUCACCACCAAGACCCAGAGGUUUAAAGCCAAGUUGUGGCUGUGUGAGUCCCAUCCUCUGUCCCUGGCGGAACAAGUGGUGCCUAUCAUCGAUCUCAUGGCCAUCUCCAACGCACUGUUUGCUAAGCUGCGUGACUUUAUCACUCUGCGUUUGCCGCCUGGCUUCCCCGUCAAGAUCGAAAUCCCUCUCUACCACAUCCUGAACGCCAGGAUCACCUUCAGCAACCUGAACGGCUGCGAGGAGGGGACGGGCGUUCGCACGGACAACGAGGUGGGGGUGGAGGGGGACGGACAGAGGGACCCCCCCAGGACAGACACCCCGUCUCCAGGCAGCGACUCCUCCAGCGUCUCCAGCUCCAGCUCCACCAUGUCAUGUCGAGCCGGAGAGAUCCCCCCGUGUGUGUUUGAGCCCCCGCCUGGAUACUCCAUGAUGGGGGGGAAACAGAGAGACAGCAUGAGGGAUGAGGAGGAGGACCUGCUGCAGUUCGCCAUACAGCAGAGUCUGCUGGAGGCCGGCUCUGAAUUCGAUCAGGUGACCAUCUGGGAGGCGCUGACCAAUAGCAAGCCAGGAACACACACGCCGUCCUGUGAUCCGAGUCGUCUGGAGAGGACCCCCCAGCACAAGCCCCGCCCCCCCUCCAGCCUCUGCUCCACCCCCUCCAAGAAGCAGCCGUCCACCUGCAGCUAUGACGAGCAGCUGCGCAUCGCCAUGGAGAUCUCAGCUCGGGAGCAGGACGAGGCGGAAAAUCGGCGGCGACAAGAAGAGACAGAGCUACGGCACAUCAUCGAGCUGUCACUCAUGGAGAAAUGAGAUCUGAGUGGCCCAGCAGGGGUCUGAGGGGAGGGGUCUGGACCAAGGACUCAUGGGAGAGAAGGGCAGUGCAGGCUACUUAAACUUAAAGGGAAAAUAAUCCACCUUUUAUGUCAAUUGGAACAAUACAUUCCUGAGUGUGUGCUAUAUUGACAGACAAAGUUAACACUGAUGCCCAAAGUUAACACUGAUGCCCAGGGUCCCCACUGGCCAUAUUUUUUGUGCUGCUAAUGCCGUUUAGUCUGGCUCAAAUAACGACGGCUGAACAUCCAAAUCCAUACUGUAAAUGUAUCCUCAUCCAUUAUAUCUUCUCCACACAUUUUCGGAUGCCAUGUUUGCUGUCAGUAAAGUAUCUUGUUUGCAAUUCAAGCAAAGACAACAAGGAAGUUCUGUUUCUGAAUGACAUUUAAAACAACCCCAAGGCUAGCAAGAGAAUUACACACUGUACCAGCCUGUAGUUCUUCCACUGAGUCACUUUAAAUGAUGCCAGUGAAUGCAGGAAGAACACGUAUUUUUAGCUCCAAUUUCUCUCUCAAUAUAGCACGCACUAAUUGCUUCAAUUGGCCACAUUUACCAUCAAAACUGGUUUGGACAUUCCCAUAAAAGUUGGCAAAUGUAAAUGGCCUCAGACAGCCAGAGAGGGACUUCAGUUUCCUCUUUCUGGUGCCACACGGUACUUUGUGUGACAAGUUUACAACCAACAAUGCAUCCAAUACAACAAGUUCAGUGGAAUGCCUUCUUGGGUGACUGAUUUCUGUCUGUUUGCAGGUGCGUGUGUGUGUGUGUGUGUGUGUGUGUGUGCAUAUGUGUGUGUGUUUCCAAACCAGCUCUCCGCACAGGGGUCAACAGAUCACCUUCAAUACUGAACAUGUAUAUUGUAAAGCCAACUCUCUGCUCCGGCACUAACACACACACUCUAGUGUGGGAGUACUUUGACCUUAUUGGUCAAGUUGAGUUGAGUGUCGACAAACCAUUUGACUUCCUCAGUUUUGAGGGAAAAUGUUUCAAAAAACGGAUUGGUAUGUUUCUUUUUUUUUCUCACAAAAUCCAGAUGUACUGUACUAAGCUUGUUGGCGGAUCACAUAUUGACUGUUAAUGGAUGUAGAUGACGAGUUUGAGCACAAGCUAAGCUCUAGUUUUAGCCUGACGUUAGACAGCAGGAGCACAGAUAUGAGACAGCCAGAUAAACACUUUGUGUACUAACUAACAUGUAUGUGACGGUGAAUGAGUUGUGGCCGGCCGUUGUAACAAACAAUAAAGGGACCUGAUAGCGGUUUUCAAUCGAAUGGUGGAAUAGAAAUGUUACAGAAAGAGGUUUUCUGUAUCUUUGCAUCCUCUCACCUUACAUGAGCGGAUCUUUUCUGUAUUUCUGUGUAGUUACGGUCGAUGUUUGUACAAUAUUUCAGCAUGGUCUGCACCUGUGUGAGGUUCAUUUUGUCUAGCCUGGAGACCGGCAAUGGUUAAUCAAGCUUUGGCAGGGAACAUGUGCCCAAAAGAAUCACUUUAAAAUCUAUUGACAGCAAUUACCCAAAUAGAAAGUUGUUUCCAUAAAUACAAGCAAAUGUAAAAUUGCACAUUGAGCAAAUGUGAACCUUUCAGUUCCUGGAUUUGGAAAGAUUGUUCAACAUUGCUCUCAUAAUUGUAAGUAACUUCAUGUUGCAGGGUUCAAGGCUAGCCCAACACUGAUGAACAUGUUUUGUUGCAAGGGACAAGGACGGCUUGUUUAUUCCUUUUCUUUUUGUAUCAUCUUUUGAAAGAAAUGUAACACUCCUAUAUCAGCACAAACUGAGGAUAACCACCUCUGCCUCCUAUCUACAAUUCCCAUUCAGCUUGCCUGGUUGAUAAAAAAAAAAGGAAAUGUUAAUUUUUUUACUUUUAAAAAAAUGUUGCAGAAAUGUUUUCAUGGUGUAUGCUGGGAAGUGAGUUCAGAUAAUGAUUCAAAUAAAGACACAUCUUUUGGAACAGCA